This is a messenger RNA of Acanthisitta chloris (rifleman), 1749 nucleotides long. It is a transcript of the gene LPL, whose product is annotated as lipoprotein lipase. Gene Ontology annotation, molecular function: apolipoprotein binding; lipoprotein lipase activity. Gene Ontology annotation, biological process: lipid metabolic process. The transcript has 9 exons. The record is from RefSeq and is a predicted model, not a curated record. The annotation marks the transcript as partial. NCBI's taxonomy places the organism in Eukaryota, Metazoa, Chordata, Aves, Passeriformes, Acanthisittidae.
AAGAAGCUGAAACCAAUUUUGAGGGAAUUGAGAGCAAGUUUUCCUUACGGACGCCUGCAGAGCCUGAUGAGGAUGUCUGCUACCUGGUUCCUGGGCAGGAGAACAGCCUGGCACAGUGCAACUUCAAUCAUACCAGUAAAACCUUUGUGGUGAUCCACGGGUGGACGGUGACUGGAAUGUAUGAAAGUUGGGUCCCAAAGCUGGUGGAUGCUCUGUACAAGAGGGAACCUGAUUCAAAUGUCAUUGUGGUGGACUGGCUAGUUCGAGCUCAGCAGCCCUAUCCAGUGUCGGCUGCAUACACUAAGCUGGUGGGAAAGGAUGUUGCUAUGUUUAUUGACUGGAUGGAGGAGCAAUUCAAUUAUCCUCUCAACAAUGUCCACUUGCUGGGGUAUAGUCUAGGUGCUCAUGCUGCUGGGGUUGCUGGGAGCCUGACCAAGAAGAAGGUGAACAGAAUUACUGGACUGGAUCCUGCUGGUCCUACCUUUGAGUAUGCUGAUGCCCUCACUCGUCUCUCCCCGGAUGAUGCUGACUUUGUGGAUGUCCUACACACCUACACUCGAGGCUCUCCAGACCGCAGCAUUGGGAUCCAGAAGCCUGUUGGACACAUUGACAUUUAUCCCAACGGUGGAGGUUUCCAGCCAGGUUGCAACUUGGGAGAAGCACUCCGUCUGAUUGCUGAAAAAGGCUUUGGAGAUGUGGAUCAGUUGGUGAAAUGUUCCCAUGAACGUUCCAUCCACCUCUUCAUUGACUCCCUCCUCUAUGAAGAGAAGCCCAGCAUGGCCUACCGCUGCAACACAAAGGAGGCCUUUGACAAGGGUCUCUGCCUGAGCUGCCGCAAGAACCGCUGCAACAAUUUGGGUUACAGGGUCAACAGAGUGAGAACAAAGAGAAACACCAAAAUGUACUUGAAGACUCGUGCUCAGAUGCCCUAUAAAGUCUUUCAUUACCAGGUCAAGAUCCAUUUCUUUGGAAAGACUAAUAUGACCAAGACAAGCCAGCCAUUCCUGAUAUCUCUCUAUGGGACUCUAGCUGAGAGUGAGAACAUUGCUUUCACACUGCCUGAAGUGUCCUCAAACAAGACCUUCUCCUUCCUGAUUUACACAGAAGUGGAUAUUGGUGACCUGCUUAUGCUGAAGCUGCAGUGGGAGAAAGACACCUUCUUCAGCUGGUCAGACUGGUGGACUCCUUUUACAUUUGACAUCCAGAGAGUCAGAGUGAAGUCAGGAGAAACUCAGAAAAAAGUGGUGUUCUGUUCUCGAGACGGCACCUCACGUCUGAGUAAGGGAGAAGAGGCAGCAAUAUUUGUUAAGUGCUUGGAGCAGCCUGUCAACAAGAAGAGAGAAGGUGCCAAGAAAGCCUCUAAAGAAAAUUCUGCUCAUGAAUCUGCUUAAGUGAUGAGAAUGAAGAUUUUCACACUGGGGAGGAGGAAAGUCUGUUCAUCCCUGUGGACUGGAUGUGCAGAACCAAAUAUAUAGAAAUAUUUAUCUGCUGCUGGCUUUUGGCUUGCUAUUCCUAGCUAUGUUAGGAGACUUCUUGUAAGAGAGUCUCAGCAUACAAAGUUACUAACCAUAAAAAUACAUUAUUCAAAUAGUUAAAAACAAAGAAACCUGCAAAAAAACUUGCCAGUGUCUUGAGUGCAGAGAAGUAAUAAGUAAUUUGCUUAAUUGUGGUGCCCUGUGACAAAGUUGCUUGACAUCAAAUCCUCUAUAGCAGUUCUUUAGUAUUUAUUGAAAAGAAGCAAAGCCCUGU